Molecule: messenger RNA, 1710 nt
Organism: Maudiozyma barnettii
Lineage: Eukaryota; Fungi; Ascomycota; Saccharomycetes; Saccharomycetales; Saccharomycetaceae
Product: sugar porter family MFS transporter
Exons: 1
Coding region: 1-1710 (569 amino acids)
Biological process (GO): carbohydrate transport; transmembrane transport
Cellular component (GO): plasma membrane
Molecular function (GO): carbohydrate:proton symporter activity
Source: RefSeq, a predicted model, not a curated record
AUGUCUGCUGCUCCUGUUGAAGAAAACAUCAACAAUGAGUCUCAAUUGACUCCAACCGCUUCCGGUUCCAACUCCGUUCUAUCUACUCCAUCCAACAAGGCUGACAGAGAUGAACUAAAAGAAGAAGGUGAAGAAGACCAAGAAAAUGGUAUCGCCUUCGAUGAUAUGCCUCUAAAACCUGCUUCUGCUUACGUUACCGUCUCUAUCAUGUGUGUCAUGAUUGCUUUCGGUGGUUUCGUUUUCGGUUGGGAUACUGGUACCAUUUCUGGUUUCGUUAACCAAACUGAUUUCAUUAACAGAUUAGGUCAAAAACGUCACGAUGGUUCUCACUACCUAUCUAAGGUCAGAACUGGUUUAAUUGUCUCUAUUUUCAACAUUGGUUGUGCUAUUGGUGGUGUUAUCUUAUCUAAGAUUGGUGAUAUUUACGGUAGAAAAAUCGGUCUAAUUACUGUUGUCAUCAUUUACAUUGUUGGUUUAAUUAUUUCCAUUGCUACUCAAAAGGCUUGGUACCAAUACUUCAUUGGUAGAAUUAUCUCUGGUCUAGGUGUUGGUGGUAUUUCUGUUUUAUCCCCAAUGUUGAUUUCUGAAGUUGCUCCAAAACAUUUGAGAGCUACUCUGGUUUCCUGUUACCAAUUGAUGAUUACUCUAGGUAUUUUCUUAGGUUACUGUACUAAUUUCGGUACCAAGAACUAUUCUAACACUGUCCAAUGGAGAGUUCCUCUAGGUCUAGGUUUCGCUUGGGCCCUAUUUAUGAUUGGUGGUAUGACUUUCGUUCCAGAAUCUCCACGUUUCUUAGUCAGUGUUGGUAGAUAUGAAGAUGCUAAACAUUCUAUCUCCAUUUCAAACAAGGUUCCACUUGAUGAUCCAUCCGUCGAAGCCGAAUUCGAUGUUUUACAAGCUGCUGCAGAAGCCGAAAAGUUGGCUGGUGAAGCCACAUGGGCUGAAUUGUUCUCUACCAAGAACAAGAUCUUCCAACGUCUAUUCAUGGGUUGUAUGGUUCAAUCUCUACAACAAUUGACUGGUGAUAACUAUUUCUUCUACUAUGGUACCACUGUUUUCAAGGCUAUUGGUCUAGCAGAUUCUUUCGAAACUUCUAUUAUUAUUGGUAUUGUUAACUUUGCUUCUACCUUUGCUGGUAUUUUCAUUGUUGAAAGAUUCGGUCGUCGUAGAUGUCUAUUGUGGGGUGCUGCAACAAUGACUGCUUGUUUUGUUGUUUUUGCUUCUGUUGGUGUCACAAGAUUAUAUCCAAACGGUAAGAGCGGUUCUUCCUCUAAGGGUGCUGGUAACUGUAUGAUUGUUUUCACCUGUUUCUACUUAUUCUGUUUUGCUACUACCUGGGCCCCAUUGGCUUUCGUCAUUACAUCUGAAACUUACCCAUUGAGAAUGAAGUCCAAGGCUAUGUCUUUAGCUCAAGGUUGUAACUGGAUGUGGGGUUUUCUAAUUGGUUUCUUCACUCCAUUUAUUACUGGUGCCAUUGAUUUCUACUACGGUUACGUUUUCAUGGGUUGUCUAUGUUUCUCCUGGUUCUACGUUUUCUUCUUCAUUCCAGAAACUAUGGGUCUAUCUCUAGAAGAAGUCGACCAAAUGUGGCUAGAAGGUGUUCUACCAUGGAAGUCUGCUGGCUGGGUUCCUCCAUCCAGAAGAGGUGCCGAAUACGACGCCGAAGCUAUGGCUCAUGAUGAUAAGCCAUGGUACAAGAGAAUGUUGUAA